Phacochoerus africanus (Common warthog) is the source of this 2607-nucleotide messenger RNA. It is a transcript of the gene CNPY4, whose product is annotated as canopy FGF signaling regulator 4. Bases 1267 to 2013 code for a protein of 248 amino acids. Gene Ontology annotation, molecular function: signaling receptor binding. NCBI's taxonomy places the organism in Eukaryota, Metazoa, Chordata, Mammalia, Artiodactyla, Suidae. Gene Ontology annotation, cellular component: endomembrane system. The transcript is spliced from 5 exons. The record is from RefSeq and is a predicted model, not a curated record.
CUUUGAAGAGGGUGUGUGCUGAAUGGAUUUUACAGUGAGCAACAUCUUCUGUGGCUGCAUAACUUUUGGGGCCCAGCUGGGAGAAGACAUUUCAGAUCUGGACCAUCGAGUGCCCCGGUUUCUUAGUUUGUUGCCUUCCUGGCUUUAAUUUCUUCCUGAAUUCUUUUCCCCUUUGCCUCACUGCACAUUGCACUUCAAUAUCAGUGUUCCUCACUACUUAGUCCUAAUCUCUCCUCUCCUUUCAUUUGUGUCUCCAUUCAUACCCUCUUACACCUGUCAGUUUUUCUAAACACAGUCUUAAUUGUGGUCUUUGCUUUAACACCUCUUCAGGCCUCCUGCUGUGAUUAGAUUACAGCCAAAGUCUUGGCCAUAACAUCCAAGUCUCUUUGUUGUCUGGCCUCCAUCUCUCUUACAUUUCCACACCCCACCUCCCAUCCCCAAAGUGCCCAUGUUUCAGCCAUCUUAAACUUCUCAGUGCAACUGAGACUGCCUCAUCCUCUUGCACGUCUGUGCUUUGCACAUUUUUCUUUUCUUUUUUUUCCUUAGCCUGGAAUGAUCCUCUUCCUUCUGAAUUUCGUUCUUUAAGACCCAGUUUAAAUGUCACCUCCUUUGGAAGCCUCCUUCCUUAUUUGUCACCUCCCACUGAAUUGGAGAGAAGGAGAAUACCUGUGUUUCCCUGGUCCUAGGAUAGUGCCAUAGACAUGCUUUAGAUACCUGUGUCACCUGUCCAUUUUUAGCUCGCUUGGCACAUAGUGGGCCCCUCCCUUUCUUGGGGCCCACUAUGGGCCAGGUCACAUGCUGGAAAGACUGGUGGAGGAGACACAAUGCUCACCCUUAAGGAAACUGUGAGCUAGAAGGAAGUCAUUGAAUGAAGUUUGCAUUUCCCAGUGAAAUUAAGCCUCUUGGUCUUAACCCCCAUUGUAGGGUCCAUCAUUACACAAUAUUAUCAUCUUUUUAAUCUGUCCCCAGUGACAAUGGCAAUAUUCAGUGGAUAGGGAUUAUGGAUCUUACUGCUCUCUGUAUUGCUGUUGUUCAUCUAGGAGCUCAAUAAACAACUGCAAAAAAUAGCCAACAUUUGUGGCUCAGUGGGUUAAGAAUCCGGUGUUGUCAACUGCUGUGGCUUGGGUCACUGCUGUGGCACGGGUUCGAUCCCUGGCUUCGGAACUUUUGCCGGGCACUAUUCCAGGGACUUUACGUAAACGGAUUUAAUCCUCACCAAUUUAGAGGUAAAGAAGCUAAGGUACAGCAGGACUGUCACACAGCCAAAUGGCUGAGUCAGGAUUCCAACCUUGUCAGGCCGGCUCCAGGGUCUACACCUAUAACCAUCAUGCUCUGCUGCCUUUGCUCAUCUGCAAAAUGAGUUGCUGGUAUGUUUGUCUUUCACGUCCCCUUGGACAUCUAGUGUGUAAACUGCUGAGCCUGGAGCUACAGGAAGAGCUGAGUCGCACUGGCCGAUCUCGAGAGGUAUUAGAGCUGGGGCAGGUGCUGGACACGGGCAAGAGGAAGAGACACAUCCCUUAUAGCGUUUCAGAGACAAGGCUGGAAGAGGCCUUGGAGAAUUUAUGUGAGCGGAUCCUGGAUUACAGUGUGCAUGCUGAGCGCAAGGGCUCACUGAGAUAUGCCAAGGGGCAGAGUCAGACCAUGGCGACGCUGAAAGGCCUGGUGCAGAAGGGGGUGAAGGUGGAUCUGGGCAUCCCUCUGGAGCUGUGGGACGAGCCCAGCGUGGAGGUCACAUUCCUCAAGAAGCAGUGUGAGACGAUGCUGGAGGAGUUUGAAGAUGUCGUGGGAGACUGGUAUUUUCACCAUCAGGAGCAGCCCCUACAGCGUUUUCUCUGUGAAGCUCAUGUGCUCCCAGCUGCUGAAACUGCAUGUCUACAGGAAACUUGGACUGGAAACGAGAAGAUCGCAGAUGGGCAAGAGAAGACAGCAGGAGAGGAGGAGCAAGAUCAGGAGGAGGAGGAGGAGAUGACUGACUCACCAGGCCACCCCAAGCAUGACCCAGAGGAUCUUUGAACCUUGCUUUUGAGCCCCAAGGAGGGACAGGGGUCAUGGAGAGGAACCCUCUGAAGGCUGAGCUCUCCCUGCUCCACAGCUUUAAGAGUGUGUGUGUCCCCACCCUAGAGCUUAUAGCUGUUCUCUCCCAUCUGAUCUCAGGCAGGAUCCUGGUGGUGCAAUAUGGCAUGGUUUUGGGGAGAAAGAUGGCAGCAGCAGAUGGAAACGAAGUCCCAAAAGAUGAGUCUGCUACCUGCCAUUUAGCCCCUUAAUUGUCAGGUGUGUGUGGUAACAGAAGUGAGAUAUUUAAAAUAGCUCUACUUUUCCCCAGCUUUCCUCUGGACCCAGAGGUUAGCAGGUCAUAGGAGCUUUGAACCUUGGGAAACUCGCUUUUCCCCUUGAGGGCGUUUUUAGACUUUGAACGUCGUGGACAUUUUUUUUUCCUCCUUGCUUUUUUUAGGGCGUCGCGUGGGGCAUAUGGAAGUCCCCACUCCAAUCCGAGCUGCAGCUGCGGGCCUAUGCCACAGCCACAGCAACCCUGGAACAGAGCAUUGUCUGCGAAGUAUAUCACAGCUCAAGGCAACGCCCCCCCCCCCUCAUUCUUAACCCACUGUG